Messenger RNA from Microthlaspi erraticum, 1197 nucleotides. The record is from the annotation of a GenBank genome assembly. Lineage: Eukaryota; Viridiplantae; Streptophyta; Magnoliopsida; Brassicales; Brassicaceae.
AUGGCAAACCGAACAGACAACUCAACACGCUGUUCGACUAGUAAAAAACCUAAUGACGGCUUGAUGCUUAUACUAGCGACUUUCACAGGAAUAGCUAUCGGAUUUUUAUUAGGAGUAUCUUUCCCUACUUUGUCACUAACUAAAAUGAAUUUUCCAUCAAGCAUAGUUCCUUCUGUUAAUACUGUUUAUAUAGAAGAAGAGAAACCAGAGAGAUCAUCAAAGAAAGUUCUUCCACCUCAAGAGCUUAAUAAUUCAAGUGGUGCAGCAUUUCAUAAGAUUUGGGUUCCAUCGAAUCCUCGAGGAGCAGAGAUGUUGCCUCCAAGGAUUGUUGCAGCUGAAUCAGAUUUCUACUUACGAAGACUGUGGGGAUUGCCUAAAGAUGAUUUGCCGGCGGUGAAGCCUAAGUAUCUUGUUGCCUUUACCGUUGCUUAUGGACAGAGGAAAAACAUCGAUGCUUGCAUCAAGAAAUUCUCAGAUAACUUCACUAUUGUUCUGUUUCAUUACGAUGGAAGAACCUCGGAAUAUGAUGAAUUUGAAUGGUCGAAACGUGCGAUACACGUGAGUGUACCUAAACAAACUAAGUGGUGGUAUGCUAAAAGGUUCCUGCAUCCUGAUAUUAUAGCACCUUAUGAGUAUAUAUUCAUUUGGGAUGAAGAUCUUGGCGUUGAAAACUUCGAUGCAGAAGAGUACAUCAAGCUUGUAAAGAAGCAUGGUCUAGAAAUAUCACAACCCGCUGUGGAAUCAAGAAAAUCCAUCACAUGGAAGAUAACAAAAAGAAUACCCGGAAUCGAAGUUCACAAAGAAGUUGAAGAGAAACCAGGCCGAUGCAAUGAUCCUCACAAGCCUCCUUGUGCAGGGUUUAUAGAGAUUAUGGCUCCAGUUUUCUCAAGAGACUCGUGGCGUUGCGUGUGGCAUAUGCUUCAGAACGACUUGGUUCAUGGUUGGGGUCUUGACUUCGCUCUAAGGAAAUGUGUUGAGCCAGCAUAUGAGAAGAUUGGUGUUGUGGAUUCUCAAUGGAUCAUUCAUCAAAAGAUUCCUUCUUUAACAGACCAGGGAACCGUUCAAGCGGGGAAAUCCGCGUUCCAAGGGGUAAGGGAGAGAUGUAAACUGGAAUGGACAAUGUUUCAGAAAAGAAUGAGUCGAUCAGAGCAGAAGUAUCUGAAAGAAAUUGCAUCUGCGUCUUCAAACUCUACUUGA